AGCAAAUGAUGUAAUUGAAGUUACAUAACGGUGCACACUGCACAUUUUGUUUUCUCUUAAUCAUACGAAGAUAUAUAUUUUAUGUAUUCUUGCCAAUGUUCAUUUUAACUGGAUAGUUAAGAAAACAAAUAGAUGGAGAAAGUAUUAUUUUUCAAUUUCCUAAUUACUGUGGGUUUAGGAAUCACGUGUGCUAAGAAAUGCAUUGAGUGUGGAUUGGGCGUGAACUGUCCAGUUUUACCCGCGAAGGAUUGUGAAGUUGUAACAAGACCUUGUUCCUGCUGCAAAGAAUGCGCGCGCAGCGUUGGAGAACGAUGUUCUUGGUCCACUGUUAGGUGUGCCUCGGGAUUGAUGUGCAUCAAUGACGAUGGAGAGGCGCUUGUGCAUGUCCCUCGCUUCUUGACCUACUUUAAAGGAACAUGCCAAUUUGUUGUUAUUCAACCAGUUGUGGUGGAAAAUACUGACGUCACAGAAAGAAGAAAUCGUAUAUAACUCUAUGGAACAUCACAAGUAUUCAUGUAACUGUUAAACCAUUUUUUUUCUAAAUUGUAUCAAGGUAUACAUAUUUUUAAAAAUAUGCUUUUA
This is a messenger RNA of Saccostrea cuccullata (small rock oyster), 582 nucleotides long. RefSeq names its product perlustrin-like protein. The record is from RefSeq and is a predicted model, not a curated record. Bases 133 to 489 code for a protein of 118 amino acids. Lineage: Eukaryota; Metazoa; Mollusca; Bivalvia; Ostreida; Ostreidae. The transcript is spliced from 3 exons. Gene Ontology annotation, cellular component: extracellular region.